Tachysurus fulvidraco (yellow catfish) is the source of this 4888-nucleotide messenger RNA. RefSeq names its product ubiquitin carboxyl-terminal hydrolase 42-like. The transcript is spliced from 19 exons. Lineage: Eukaryota; Metazoa; Chordata; Actinopteri; Siluriformes; Bagridae. Gene Ontology annotation, biological process: regulation of apoptotic process; protein deubiquitination. Gene Ontology annotation, molecular function: cysteine-type endopeptidase activity; cysteine-type deubiquitinase activity. The coding region runs from base 1383 to 4763 and encodes 1126 amino acids. The record is from RefSeq and is a predicted model, not a curated record. Gene Ontology annotation, cellular component: nucleus; cytosol.
GUAAUCCAUAAUUUACAACUGGGGAUUUAUGAGCAAGAAGAGGAAAUCAUUCGACUCCGAGGACAGAUCAGUGAGCUGCAAACUUCACCAAAGAGGUCAUCACUAUAAUAACUACUGACUAUCCAGUAGUUCUGUGACUUUGGCAUGUUGUGCAUAGUUUUCCUUUAUUUAUUUUUGGGAACGUCCCAGUGUCCCAACAUUAGUCAAAUUUGUCAGCAUGUACUUCUGGGAACAAUUUUCCUUCUGUCUUUUAAAACAUUAAAGAAUUUUAUAUUUCAGUGAUUUGAUGUUUUUGGUUUGCGCAUUGGGGAAAUAGGUAUUGUGCGCUCUUGGCCAGUCUGACCAUAAUCUUGGUAAUUCGGUCUAACGGCAGGCUAGGGAAUGUCUUUGGCUAAAGUUUAAAAUACAACCUGAGAGAAUUCUUUGUGGCAUGGAUACUACAAAAUGUUGGAAACAUUCCUUUGGGAUUCUGGUCCAUGCUGACAAGAUUGCAUGACCAUUCCUGCCGAUAACGCACAUCUCCGUUUCUGCCACAUCCACAGGUGUUCUACUGGAUUCAGAUCUGGCCACUGAAGAAUAGUGUACUUAUUGUUAUGGUCAUGAAAUUAUUUUGAGAUUAUUUUACUUUGUGACCUAGUGUUCUCAUGCUAGAAUAAGCCAGUGGAACCCAUUGUGCUUUUCUGCUGUUGUAGCACAUCCACAUUAAAAUUUGAUGUAUUUGUGCAUUCUUUGAUGCUUUUCUGAUCACCACAUAUUGUACAGAUUAUCUAACCCUAACCUUGUACCCUUUGUCUGGUCAAACCUGCAUAAUCUCUGGCUUCUCUUAUCGACAAGGAAUAUGCAGCGGUGUGAAAGUUUGCCCCUUACUGAUUUAAAAAAAAAAGUGAACAUUUGUCACACAAUGUUUUAGACCAUCAAACAAAUUUAAAUAAUAAAGAAAAGUAAACACAACAUGCAGUUUUUAAAAGGAAGGUUUUUAUUGUUAAGGGAAAACAAAAUCCAUACCCACAUGGCCUUGUGUGAAGGUGUCUGGCCCCUUUUAAAACAUAACUUAUCUGGUUUAUCACACCUGAGUUAAAUUUCUCUAGCCGCAAUCAAGAAAUCACUUUAAGAACCGAAGAACAAAAGAUCCUCAAAAGCUACACAUGCCGAGAUCCAAAGAAAUUCAGGAACAAAUGAGAAAGUUGAGAUCAGCCUGGAAAAGGUUAUAAAGCCAUUUCUAAAGCUUUGGGACUCCAGUGAGAGAUCUUAAAUCAGUGCUUAUGCACUCGUACACCAGAUUUAAUCCUAGCUAUAUUUUGUGUCUCAAAUUUCUUUUUUUGUUUCCAUAUCCAGGUGAUCCAGAGUUUCCAAGUGAUUCCUGAACAAAAACAGAAUGAACGAUGACUAUAGUUGACAAAGCUUCAGAGAAAUCUGACUUUGAGUCAGCGCUGUGUAAGCACUCCAGCUCCCUGAAUCCUGUCUCCUCUGGAGGCCUGGACAACGGCAGCUCCAGCUGGAGUGUCGACUCUUCUACAGCUGAGCUUUCCAGGAGCAUGGCUACCUGUGUGGCCCCCAGCCUUGAAGUUGCUUUGUAUGGAGGCAACACAACCCUUCCUGCUGAGAGGCCAAAUGAGCAAGUGGCCGUGAGCUGUGGCGAUGGCAUCAGUUUGCCGCAAAAGAUCCUGUUUCCACCAGAGCGCCUCAGCUUGAAAUGGACUCAAGUCCAUCGUAUUGGAGCAGGUCUCCAGAACCUGGGCAACACAUGUUUUCUGAAUUCAGCUCUCCAGUGUCUUUCAUACACUGCACCACUUGCUAACUACAUGCUGUCCAGAGAACAUUCCAAAACAUGUCAUGAGCCCGAAUUUUGCAUGCUGUGUAUCAUGCAGAAUCACACCAUUCAGGUGUUUGCUAAUUCGGGGAAUGCCAUCAAGCCCCUUGGUGUGUUGCAUGAACUAAAACGGAUUGCAAAGCAUUUCCGGUGUGGGAAUCAAGAAGAUGCCCAUGAGUUCCUGCGGUACACAGUGGAUGCUAUGCAAAAGUCCUGCCUGCCUAACAAUAAAUUGGACAGGCAAACGCAGGCUACUACUCUGAUCCAUCAGAUAUUUGGAGGAUAUCUGAGGUCCAGAGUGAAGUGUAUGAAUUGCAAAGCAGUAUCAGACACAUUUGAUCCUUAUUUGGAUAUUGCACUGGACAUCAAGAAUGCCCCGACUAUUCUCAAGGCUUUUGAGCAGUUUGUUAAGGCUGAACAGCUCGAUUGGGAGAAUGCCUACAAGUGCAGCACUUGUAAGGAAACGGUUCAGGCCUCAAAAAGAUUAAGUAUUCACCGCAACUCCAAUGUGCUCACUAUCUCUCUGAAGCGCUUUGCCAACUUCAAUGGAGGCAAAAUAUCCAAGGACGUGAGAUACACUGAGUACUUUGACUUGCGGCCAUACAUGUCCCAGUCUCACGGAGAGCCGCAGAUUUACGGGCUGUAUGCUGUGCUGGUGCACUCAGGCUUCAGCUGCUAUGCCGGACACUACUACUGCUACGUAAAAGCAAGUAAUGGCCAGUGGUAUCAGAUGAAUGAUUCAUCAGUGACUCCCACUGAUAUACGAUCUGUGCUGAACCAGCAAGCAUACCUGCUGUUCUACAUCAAGCAAGGGUCUACAGAUCUGAAAAAUGGAGAUUUUAACCAGAAGGGUUUCACUCCAGGCCACUCAUCUCCCCGACCCUUAACACCUAAGUUAAACGGGCAUUCUUAUACGUCCUCAACCAUUAUCGGCCCACAGCUCCCUCCUACUAUGUUAAAGAAUAACUCGUAUGUCAAUGGCAACGGCUCCUCAAAGGAGUACCACAACAGCUCAAAGCCCAGCAGCAGUGACAGCAGCGUGAGCAAAGCCGCCUCCAAUGUGUCUUACUCUUCCACCCCAUCCUCCGCUUCAAAUCAACCUGUCCACCCCACGGGCAUGAAGAGGCUCAAGAUGAGCUUUACAGUCAGCUAUGGAAAGGUGGUGCGGUGCAACCGGACCCAAACAGCUCCAUCCAGCAGCUCUUCAUCAUCGGCCAGCUAUUCUCACCCACAGUCUUCAUCGUCUACCUCAAAACUCCAGUGCUCCAAGCAGGUCAAUGGCACAUCCUCGUAUAGCAGCUCAACUUUCCUGGUUCCCUAUGAUGAGGAAUCAUCGGAGGACUCUGACCAGGAGAGCAGAGUUUUGGACAACGGUACUUCUAAGCUUUCUGGUGUAGCCAAGGCAGCCAGUGUGAACGAUGGCAUGCACAGUCCUCACUUUAAUAGUUCUAGGUCACACUCGCCUAAGACAAAUGGAUCUAACAGCUUCUCUGAGUCUCACAUAGGUACAAAUGGGUCAGGACAUGGACAAGUCAAUGGCUUCAAACAUUCUGACAAGGCAUCAGACAGUCCAGCCUCUGAAUCUUCCAUAAGUGACACUAACUUAGACUCCCAGAGUGUGUCAAGCUCUAAGUCUGAGGGAAUGCGUUCCCCAUCAGACUCUAUGGAAAGUGCUAAACCGCUCACUGACCCUCUCACUCACCCAGUACCCACACCAGGCACAGACACCCAGGCACUGGCUAAGCCAGCAGAACUGACACCUAGCACACAGGCCACAUUAACAGAGGCAUCAAUUCAAGUGAAGGCCACAACAGAGUCCACUCUAAGCAAUCACAGACCCGCGCAUCAAGGGAGCGAUGAGCUUACAUCACUGGAAAGACCCAGGAUGGAGACAGUGACUGUCAAGGGUGCAGUUAGCAAGGAAGAUGGAGAAAUGUGUCCGUCAGGCAAACCCAAUGCUUGUGAACAAAUAAGACUGGCUGAGCACCAAGAACAUGAUUUAAACCAGCCACAUGUUUCUACUGCCACAAAGGACAGAGACAAGGAGUACCAUCGCAACUACAGAGAGCUCAAGGACAGGAGCAGAGAACGACAUGGACAUCGGCCAGAGAGAGAGUAUUAUCCACAGAAGGAGCGCUCUCGCAGUCGUCACAGAGAUAAAGAGUCAGCUCGGUACUGGGAUAGAUAUUCCUACCAGCACGGAGACCGCCACUACAAAAGAGCCAGAGAGGAGCGGUCACAGGAUUGGGAGCGGGGCAGGAGAUUCCAGAAUUCACACCGCUCGUCAAGCCACAAUUAUAGAGGACUAAUGUUGCGCCAUGCACGGGAAGACCGUCGUGACAGGUGCCACUACAAUGGAGAGCAGAGCAGCAAUAGAGCAAAGCCCUCAUCUCCAUGUACCACUAGCCCUUUGCCCCGGCAUGGAACCAGAAAACGCAGCUUGUCUGGUGAAGACAGCAUGUCUGAAGAGCGGAGGGCCAAGAAAUGUAAAAAGUCAAAGAAGAAAAAUAAAGACAAGCACAGGAGUUCAGAAAGGGACGUGUCUGUCAAGAACCAGGACAGCAGCUCCAGCCGACAGAAAAAAAAGAAGAAGAAGAAGAGGAGGCAUGAGUCAGAGGACAGACUUCACAGACAGGGACGGUCAUCAGACAGGCAUGACUGGAAAGGCAGGAAUGGUGAGGAGAGGAAGAGCCGUAAGCACCAACGCAGCACUGACCGAGAUAGUUCUCCUCAUCGUUCCAAGCUGCCAUGUAUGGAGGUUCUUCCCCAGCUCAGUGGUUACUCAGGUGAUGUUGUUAAGCAUUAUAAUGGAUAUGUCCAAGGAUUCUGUCAUAAAGAAGUAGUUGCAGAGAACAAAUAUGGAGCCGUGAACCAUAUUUCCUCUAACAAUAGUGGGAAGAUUUCCUUAUGUGAAGGAGACAUGGGAGAGACAGGCCCUGUGCCGUGCAGAUGAAACAGUGAAUUCUGGAGAUCUGCCUCUGACCUAUGAACUCUGAGGACAAAGGACAACUACACUUUACUAAAUAUUGUAAAGGUGCUUUAUUCAAUAAAGUCAUACUGUAUUUUUUGCAGCAUAAA